Trichomycterus rosablanca is the source of this 1395-nucleotide messenger RNA. It is a transcript of the gene tmem255a, whose product is annotated as transmembrane protein 255A. Bases 136 to 1089 code for a protein of 317 amino acids. The record is from RefSeq and is a predicted model, not a curated record. The transcript has 9 exons. Lineage: Eukaryota; Metazoa; Chordata; Actinopteri; Siluriformes; Trichomycteridae.
ACAGAGAAUGCCACAGCAAGCCGAGACUCAAGUGUUCAGCCAGGGCGAAAAAUUACUCGUUUUCUUAAAGGUGCUUACAGUUUAGACUUAAGACCUAACUGCAUCCCGGCUCAUGCUAGAAACCUUACAAAUAACAUGCCAGAGGGAGUGAAUGCGCAAGCUUCUGGGAUCCCCAUGUCCAAUGCGAUGGGAUCCUUUAAGAGGAGGAAGAGGAAGUCCAUCAUAGUGACCGGGAUGCUGUUUGUGGUGUCUAUGCUCAUCCUCGUCUUUGGCUUGGCUGCUACCACAAAAACACAGAACAUCACAGUUGGAGGCUACUAUCCUGGAGUCAUCCUCGGUUUCGGUUCAUUUCUGGGAAUCAUCGGGGCUCAUUUAAUAGAGAAUAAGAGGCAGAUGCUGGUGGCCUCCAUUGUCUUCAUCAGCUUUGGCGUGGUGGCUGCGUUCUGCUGUGCGAUUGUGGACGGCGUGUUUGCCGCAAGACACAUAGAUCUCAGACCUGUUUACGCUGGACGGUGUGAAUAUCAUUCCAGCUUAAAUACUUUUGACUUGGUGGUAAACUGCCCUACGUCAUCUCGUGUGCCAUGUAACCUGCGUGUGAAGAGUAAAACCUGCUACUGCUGUGAACUCUAUACCUGUGGCAACCAUGUUGACCAAAGAGGAGGCUACCACGAGUACACAGAAGUGCGGAGCUGUCAAGAUGUUGUGCAUCUCUACCACCUGCUGUGGACUGGCACCGCUCUCAACAUCAUCGCCCUCUUUCUGGGAAUCAUCACAGCAGCUGUGCUUGGAGGCUUCAAGGAUAUGGUGCCAACUGCCUCCCCUGAGAUAUGUGAGCCAGACCCUCAGCUCAACCCAAUGCCCCCUGAGACUGCUCUUCCAACUGCCUCCAACUCUUUCUACAACACUGCCCCCUGCCUUCCACCUUAUACAGCCUACGACCUGCAGGGCCCCAUUAUGUUCCCUGACUCCUCUGGGAUUUCUGAUGACUCGCAGUCUGGAGCCAGUCACAUGUGGCCCACCAUGAUUCCUCCACAAUACUCUCCUCCGUAUUACCCACCUGAUGAGAAGCCUCCACCAUACAGCCCUUAACAGACCGUGUGAAGGACAGCGAGAGGUCUGCAAGGAAAACGGUCGUAUAUACCUUGAAUAAUUGGUAUACGGUUGGUAUGAGCUACGAUUGCCCUGAAGGCUAACUGCACGGGUAUUGCUGUUUGAUAUCUGCUGCAUGGAAGCAGAUCACAGAUGUUGGAUUGAACCAGGAUGGUCUUCCAUACAAAGUGGAAUUUACCAUGUUGGAUUUGCGCAGACCUUCAGAAUAGAUGAUUUCUGCACUCUGUCAUGAUGAACAUGAAGACUAUUCACAGAUUUGCCUUAAAAGUGUCUUUGUGCACCUGU